This is a messenger RNA of Nezara viridula (southern green stink bug), 7195 nucleotides long. Lineage: Eukaryota; Metazoa; Arthropoda; Insecta; Hemiptera; Pentatomidae. The record is from the annotation of a GenBank genome assembly.
AUAAUAAUAAAUUAUUCUAAAGGUUUGAUAUAUAAGCUAUGCUCAUUAGAUUUAGUCCUUAGUCGCCUAUCCUCGCGGUUUAUCAGGAUAAAUCCAGCUAAAAUGGUAAGUGUGGCUAAAAGGAACGAGGAAAUAAACCGGAUGAUCGAGGCGGGAAAAAAGCUAAUCAAGAACUCAGACGAUGACAUCGUUAUAUCCGGCAUUGCGGGUAACUUUCCUGAUGCCGACGGUAUGGAAGAAUUGGCUUAUUCGUUAUACAACAAAGUCGAGAUGAUAUCGGACGACGAUAGGCGAUGGAAAUUAGAUCAUCCUGAAAUUCCGCAAAGAACUGGAAAACUGAAAGAAGUAAAGAAAUUCGAUGCUUCGGCUUUCGGCGUUCAUUUCAAUCAAGCCGAAAGUAUGGAUCCUAUGAACAGGAUCUUAUUAGAAAAGAGCUACGAAGCCAUCAUUGAUUCAGGAAACAACCCAUUCACUCUCAAGGGAUCGAAAACUGGUGUAUUUAUUGGAGCUUGUUUUAGCGAGUCUGAAAAGACAUGGUUCUACGAAAAGCUUCAGGUCGACGGAUUUGGUGUAACUGGUUGCGUACGAUCUAUGUUGGCCAACAGGGUAUCCUACGCUUAUGGAUUUGACGGUCCUAGCUACGUCGUAGACACGGCCUGCUCUUCGAGCAUGUACGCCGUGGAACAGGGCUACAACGCUAUCAGGGAGGGCUACUGCGACAGUGCCAUUGUCGGAGGAUGCACUCUCUGCCUCCACCCCUACGUGUCAUUGCAGUUCGCCAGGCUUGGGGUCCUGUCAUCUGAUGGAAAGUGCAAGGUCUUCGACGAACAUGCAAAUGGUUACUGCAGAUCUGAAACUAUUGGCUGUAUAUUUCUACAAAAGAAGAGAAACGCAAGAAGAAUUUAUGCGACAAUGGUCCACGUGAAAACUAACUGUGAUGGUUACAAAGAACAAGGAAUCACAUACCCUUCGGGAGAGACUCAGCAGAAACUUUUACAGGAAUUUUAUGAAGAGUGUAUGAUUGAUCCAUCGAAAAUUGCUUGGGUUGAGGCCCAUGGUACAGGAACAAAGGUCGGAGAUCCAGAAGAAGUGACAGCAUUAUAUAACGUGUUUUGCAAAAACAGGAACGCUCCAUUAAAAAUCGGUUCAGUAAAAUCAAACCUGGGGCAUACUGAACCUUCAUCUGGUAUAUGCUCUAUUGCGAAGGUGAUCCUUGCCAUGGAAAGAUGUUUGAUCCCGCCCAACAUUCACUUCAAUACUCCAAGAUCUGAUAUAGAAUACUUUCACACAGGAGAAAUUCAGGUCGUGACGGAACCGACGCCAUGGGAAGGUGGUAUGGUCGGUGUCAAUUCCUUCGGUUUCGGAGGUGCCAAUUGCCACGUCCUCCUCGAGUGGAAUCCCAACGGUAAGAAGAAUGGCGGAUUGCCAGAAGAUGAUAUUCCCAGGUUGGUUAAUAUAUCCGGUCGUACCGUUGAAGCAGUUGAUUAUAUUUUAAAAUAUCUGGACGGAAAUAAUAUGGAUGUAGAACUAAUUAAAAUGUUUCACGAUAUUCAUAAAGAUGAAAUUCCCAGUCACUUGUACAGAGGUUUUAUUAUACUGACUAAGGAUAAGUCAUUUUCACAAAAACGUGUUGAGUACUGCGGAAUGAAGAAAAAAGUAUAUGCUCAGUUUUCGGCAUUUUGUACCAAUUGGAAACCAUUCGACAAAAGCCUUUUCCAAUUUCCAGUUUUCCAUCAAUCCCUAUUGAAGAUGAGCCAGGCCGUCUCCAUUGACAUACCAUACCUCAUAACUGAUUCCAGUAAUUCUAUGACGAAUCCAGUAGAUUAUUUUGUGGCAGUGGUUGCAUCACAGAUUGCUUUGUACGACCUUUUGACUUCCAUAAAUGUUUCUGUUGAUGGGUACUUUGGAUUGUCUUUAGGAAACCUGGUGUGCGCAUAUGUAGAUGGCUGUUGUACGGCAGAGGAGGCCAUUCAAGCCGCAUACCAUAUUGCUGUUAUUGUAGGACAAUCAGCUGGAAACGGACAUCAAAAUGCUAUCAAAUCAAACCUAUCUAUGUUGUUCAAGUGCUUAGUCUCAUCAAAAUCCAAAAUCAUGGAGGUCCUCAAGAAGAUUUUUACUUCUGGCAAAGCUAGAAGCCAGAAGUGGCUUAGUUCUUGUGACGAACGUAAGUGUGACGCUGAUUUCAUGUUCAAAAAUUUAAUUUCGAAUAGUGAUAUCAAUCUUGGAGAUGAUAGCACAUCCCCUGAAGACAUCCUCAUCCUCAACAUGGGACCGAAAGGAAUGUAUGAAAAUCUCGACCAUGCUUCCCUUGAUAUUGUCGAUAACAGUGGAAUCGACAGUUGCACUUCUCUGUUAGUCACAAUUGGAAGGUUGUUUAAUAAUGGUUUGGAAGCAGACCUGUCCAAAUUAUACCCUGAGGUCUCAUAUCCCGUGUCUCGAUCUACGCCAAUGAUCGCUCCUUUAGUCCGCUGGAACCAUGACGACGAUUGGUAUGUUACCUCCUACCAACUUCAGAAGAAAAUCGGAUCCGGAGAAAGAACAAUCAGCGUUUCCCUUACUGAAGACGAAUCAGAGUACAUCUCAGGUCACGUCAUUGACGGCAGAAAUUUAUUCCCAGCCACUGGAUAUUUAACACUUGUGUGGGAAACCAUGGGACUCAUGAAAGGUGAGCAUUACACGGAAGUUCCAGUUGUCUUUGAGAACAUUCGGUUUCAGAGAGCUACUAAUAUGUCAAAAGAUGGUAGUGUCGAUUUCACCGUGAUAAUUCAGAGAUCCAGCGGCAAUUUCGAGAUUUGGGAAGGAGGAGCGGCUAUAGUAUCUGGAAGAGUAUAUGUCUGUGAAGAUAUUAACAAUUACAUGGUUCCUCUGGAUGCUCCAAUAACAACUGACAAGGAGAUGCAAUUUUCUACGAAAGACAUUUACAAAGAGCUCCGUUUAAGAGGUUAUAACUACAACGGUCUGUUCCGAUCUAUCACCGGAUUAAAUAUAACAGAUAAAAUUGCGAAGGUGAGAUGGCACAAAAAUUGGGUGGCUUUUAUGGACAACAUGCUUCAAAUCCAAAUGAUGUUUAACGAUACACGUGGUCUUUUUGUUCCGACUUCCAUUGAACGAGUGGUUUUGGAUGGAAAGAAACACGUUCAGUCAACAUUCUCUCUUCCAGAAGAUGGGGACCAAGAUCUCGCUGUCUACUACUUCCAAGAUGCAGAAUUGAUAAAAUGCGGUGGAAUUGAAAUAAUGGGUCUGAGGGCUGAUGCUAUUCCAAGGAGAAAAAAUUUAGCUGAAGCUGUCUUGGAAAAAUAUGAAUUCGUUCCUAAUGUAACAGACACUGAGGAAUAUAAUAUGGAGCAGACCUUAAGGAUAUUUAUGCAGAUUAUUUUAGAAAAUGAACUUACUAUUAAUGUGAAGGCUGUUGAAAUUUCUAGUAAAAACAACAACGAAAUCAUAGCUCCGACUGUUGCGGAUAUACUUUCUGAUUUACCCCUGAUACAGACUGACAUAACAGUACUAGGAAAUCCGAAUAACUACGAAGAAGCUCCACCUCCUGGAGUUACUAUCGAAGACAAGAAACUUACCGGCGACCAGUCGUCAUUAUUAGUUAUGGGAAAUAAUUUAUUUAGCGAAUCACAAGAAAUCAGCCUGGACGAUAUUUUGAACGUUCUCAAACCAGAGGGUUACAUCAUAACAAGAGAAGACAUCAAUACAAAGAUUGGAAGUGAAAAAGUGGUUGUCCUCUGUUCCCACGUAGUGGGUUCGGAGAGGAUGUUAUUACUAAAGAAGGCGAAGAAAGCCGAAACCGGAACGACAAGUGUAUUUACAGUAUCUGACGAAGAUUACAGUUGGAUUGUUCCAUCUCAGAACGCACUUAAAUCAAAGGAUUGUACAAAGGUUAUCUUCCUCGGCCCAUUUGAGGAACAAAAUGGAGUUCUCGGUUUCGUUAACUGCAUCAGGAAAGAAUCUGAAGGCCAGAAAGCAAAAUGCGUACUUCUAUUAGACAACGCAAUUCCUGAAUUUCAACUCGAAAAUACAUUUUAUAAAGAGCAGCUUGCAAAAGACCUAGCAAUAAACAUUGUUAAAAAUGGCAAAUGGGGAACUUAUAGGCAUUUGAAAAUUGAAGAGGUGACCAGGAAACCAGCCUUCCACGUAUUCACUAAUUUCCUAACCCGAGGUGAUCUAUCCAGCUUGAAUUGGAUUCAAGGGCCUAUCACAGACAUGAAUGGAAAUAACAAGGUGAUUAUUAAUUACGCUGCUCUCAACUUCCGGGAUGUAAUGUUGGCUACUGGGAAAUUAGCGGCAGAAGUCAUCGCCACAGAUAGAAAAGCACAAUCCUGUAUUAUUGGUUUCGAAUUUGGUGGAAUUGACCAGAAUGGAAACCGUGUCAUAGGUAUGUCCCAAUCAGGAGCUCUAAGUUCCAUUGUUGAAGUCCAUAAAAAUCUUACAUGGAAUAUACCUGAUAGUUGGACCAUGGAAGAUGCUGUAACUACGCCAGUGGUGUACUCAACUGUACUGUAUGCUUUUAUAGAAAGGGGAAAGAUUAAGCAAGGAGAUACUAUUUUGAUCCACUCUGGAACUGGAGGAGUCGGCCAAGCAGCGAUACAUGUAGCAUUGUUCAAAGGCUGCACAGUUUUCACAACAGUUGGCACACAAGAGAAACGAGAUUAUAUAAAAAAACAUUUUCCUCAGAUAAAGGAAAGCCACAUAGGAAAUUCCAGAGACACGUCCUUUGAACAAAUGAUCAUGAGAGAAACCAAUGGAAGAGGCGUAGAUAUUGUUCUAAACUCGUUAGCGGAAGAGAAGUUGUUGGCAUCUGUGCGAUGUUUAGCUAAAGGUGGCCAAUUUUUAGAAAUAGGGAAAUUCGACUUAUCUAGAAAUAAUCCAUUAGGCUUGGAACUAUUUGCUAAGGGGUGCAGUUUUCAAGGUAUUCUCUUAGAUUUGAUCUUGGAUAAUCAGAAUGGGAAAGAAGCAGAGGUUAUACAAAAUUUAUUGAAAGAGCAUAUUAACAAUGGUUGUGUGAAACCAAUUAAUUAUACUGUUUUCAAGCACGACCAGAUUGAAGCAGCAUUCAGGUACAUGACAACUGGCAAGCAUAUUGGUAAAGUUAUCAUUGACGUAAGAGGUGACAAUCCAAAUUCAUUGUCAAAAAAUGUUCCAGCGAUGAUUGAAGCUCUUCCACGUUUCUAUUGCAAAUCACAUAAGACAUAUAUAAUCAUCGGCGGUCUUGGUGGUUUUGGACUAGAAUUGGCUGAUUUAUUAGUUCUCAGAGGAGCGAAGAAACUUGUGCUGACUUCCCGGAGGGGAAUAACGAAUGGUUAUCAAUCUUACAGGAUCAAUAUUUGGAAGUCCUACGGUGUAGAUGUGCAGGUGUUCACUGAUGAUGUUACAAGCGAAGAAGGGGUCAAGUCACUACUCGAAAAAGCAUCUGCAUUGGGCUCUGUUGGAGCAAUCUUCAAUUUGGCAGUUGUUCUAAAAGAUGCCGCUUUUGAAAAUCAAACUGAAGAUGACUUCAGAUGUUCUUUAAGUCCUAAGGCCAAGGCGACUAAAUACUUGGAUCAGAUAUCGAGAAAACUCUGCCCUGAAUUAGAAAAAUUCGUCGUUUUUUCAAGCGUAAGUUGCGGAAGAGGAAACGGAGGCCAAACAAAUUACGGAAUGGCUAACUCCAUAAUGGAGAGGAUAUGCGAAAAGAGGGUGUCUCAAGGGUUGCCUGGCCUGGCUAUACAGUGGGGUGCGGUAGGAGAUGUUGGUCUUGUUGCCGAAAUGAUGGAUGAUCACAACGUUGAAGUAGUUAUAGGAGGUACUUUGCAACAAAGGAUAACGUCCUGCUUAGAAGUCAUGGAUGAAUUUUUAAUGAAUCAAACAGGAAUCGUGGCGAGUAUGGUAGUUGCUGAAAAGAAAUCGAGAGGCUCUUCUUCAGACAGUAUUGUUGGCACAGUUGUUAAUAUUUUAGGAAUAAGGGAUUUGAAUACGGUCAGUCUCCAUGCCAAUUUGGCUGAACUUGGUAUGGAUUCAAUGAUGGCGGUGGAAAUAAAACAAACUCUCGAAAGAGAAUUUGAAGUAUUUUUGACGCCGCAAGACAUUAGAGGCCUGACUAUAGCAAAACUUCAGGAGAUCGCCGCAGCCAAAGCAAAUGAAGAUGCAAUCACAGAUGAUGGGAAGAACACAGAACUUCCUAUACAAGAGCUUGAAAAAUACCUCACGCAUAUGGUGGCAGAACCUGAAAAUUACGAACCUAUUGUAAAAUUGAAUUCAUUACCAAACGACGAUAAUAAAAUUAGGAAGAAAUUAUUUAUGAUUCCUGGCGUUGAAGGUUUCCCUAUUAUUUUUGAAAAAUUAGCAAAGCAUAUGGAUCUUGACGUUUUGGGCAUUCAGCUCGAUUACACAACUUAUUCAGAAAGAGUAGCCGAAAUAGCUGCUGCAUUUGUUCCGGCCAUAUUAUCACAUCUGACCGAUAAAACCUUUAACAUUGCUGGAUACUCAUUUGGAGGCUUGAUUGCUAUUGAACUGGUUCGUCAACUAGAAAAUCUUGGCUACCAAGGAAAUCUGAUUUUGAUCGACUCUUCGCCGGAAUUAAUGAAACAAAUGGCAUAUACAGAUUAUUCAGAUAAAUUAGAUAACGUUGCACAACUCAAUAUAAUUUUGAAGGUGUUCGACUAUAUUGGCGCGGGUAAAGUUAGAGCCGAGGUGAUGGAGUCAUUACGACAAAUACCUGAAUGGGAUUUGAAACUAGAUUUCAUGCAGCAAACGUAUAAAGCGAAAUUGCCUAUAAGCGAGAAAUUCUUAAAACAAUUAUUCCAUGCUAGUUAUUGUAGGUUAUUAUCAUUAUAUGAAUUUGGUGACUUCCCAGAAAAGUGUAUUUCAUCAAAAGGUUCACUAAUUAAACCUAAAGAGAAACUUUCUGCUGCUUUAAAUGAGGACUAUGGAUUGUCAAAGUAUUUCCAAAGUCCAUUUUCUGUGUAUAGUGAGGAAGGAAAUCAUAUCACAAUAUUAUCUAAUUUGAAAACAGCUACAACAAUCACUGAAAUUAUUAACCAUGAAGAACCUUCCCUAGAAAAAAUGUCACUUCUUCACCCACCAGUCGACAUUACUGUAGUGAGAGAAAAUAUUAAACAAAUUUAAUGGGACUGAAUAAUUUAUUCAGACUUAUAUAAUUGUAUGUACAAAUUACUUAUGUCCAUAAAAUAUAAUAAAGAAUAUUUAUCAC